Molecule: messenger RNA, 708 nt
Organism: Trichosporon asahii var. asahii CBS 2479
Lineage: Eukaryota; Fungi; Basidiomycota; Tremellomycetes; Trichosporonales; Trichosporonaceae
Exons: 3
Coding region: 1-708 (235 amino acids)
Source: RefSeq, a predicted model, not a curated record
AUGAGCAGCACCGACACCCCCAUGGAUGGCGACAAGGUUGUUCUCUCUGUCGCCUCGAGCCACAACGGCCGCGUGAACGGCAAGCACUGGAAGGCCGGCAAGGGCGCGACGAAGCGGACGACUAUGCCCAAGGGCCAGCGCACGCCGUAUGAGCGCAGGAUGGAGAAGGAGAAGGAGCGCAAGGCCAUCAAGCAGGUCGAGCAGGAGAUGAAGGACGAGGCGAGGGAGGAGAGGGAGAGCGUGCAGGGGCCUUGGCUCUACUCUUCUCUCGAAGCGCACAAGCUCAUCGCCACUGAUGGAAAGCUAACGUCCAGGCGAGCCAACAUUAUCCGGGAACGCCGCGCGAAGCAGGAGGAGAAGGCGCGCCUCGAGGCCAUGGCCGAGAAGAUGAGCGUGAAGAAGAUGCAGCGGAUGAAGAAGGUGAGUAGUAUUUACGCACGCGACGGCGAAGCCGGAGCGUGCCGGAGCGUGCCGGGCGUGCCGGGCGUGCCAGAGUGUGUUGGGGCGAGGUGCAACCGCACAUUGGAGCCCGGUAGUGAUCAGGCUGUUGAGAGGGGAGGGCUGUUAUUCCCCCCAAUCCCUCUCCAACACAGGCAGUCAGCACGCCUACUCCUCCCGGCCCACUCUGGGCAUUAUCCCCAGCUCCCAUUAUUGUCGACAGAGCUGACAUUCCAGCGCCAGGGCCGCACGAAGAAGAUCAACGGCUAA